AUGCCUCAAACAUCUUCAAUCCAUUCUCUGAAGGGCAUCGAUGCAGAGAAGCACGAGAUAAUACCCACCGAGAAGAUCGCUCGUGGUCAGAACGAACACAUCUCAGCUGCGGAUGCAGAAUUUCUAGCAGGCUUUACCAAUGAGCAACGGAAACGAGUCCUGCGCAAGGUCGACUGGAGAUUGGUGCCCAUGCUCCUCAUCCUCUACCUGAUCUCGUUCAUUGACCGAGCCAAUAUUGGCAAUGCCAAAAUCGAAGGCUUGCUUCCUAGCCUCAACAUGACUGGCACAGAAUACAACAUCGCGCUCGCGAUCUUCUUCAUUCCAUAUACUCUUGCUGAGAUACCAAGCAACAUGAUCCUCGACAAGUUCAAUCGUCCGUCCAUCUUCAUGGGAGUAAUAGUAAGCCUCUGGGGAAUUGUCGUGAUGUGCACUGGAUUUGUGCAGAAUCUUGCUGGUCUCUGUGUAACUCGAGUCUUCCUGGGUCUGUUCGAAGCAGGAUUCUUCCCAGGCGCCAUCCUCACAAUCAGCAAAUGGUACCUACCACACGAAAGUCAGACCAGAAUCGCUAUAUUCUUUACCGCCAGCGCUCUGGCCGGCGCUUUUUCAGGCCUCCUUGCAUAUGGCAUCGUGAGAAUGGACGGCGUGGCCGGACUGGAAGGAUGGAGAUGGAUUUUCAUUCUCGAAGGGCUAGCUUCCGCAGUCGCAGGACUGGCCUGCUUCUGGCUCUUGAUCGAUACCCCUGCCUCCUCGACCAAGUGGCUGACGCCCGAUGAGAUCCGAUAUCUCGAGUUGAGACAAGUCGCCAUUGGCAGAUUCAAGCCUGUGGGACACAAGGAGAAGCACUUUGACAUGCGCAUCUUUUUGACAGUGCUGAAAGACUGGAAGAUAUACCUCCUCAUUCUUGCCUUCUGGUCCAACGUCACGCCAGAAUACGGACUGAAAUUCACCAUGCCUCAAAUCAUGAAGAACAUGGGCUAUACAUCAGCCAACGCCCAACUCCUGACCAUUCCGGCAUACACUGUUGGCGCGAUAUCGGCGUACAUCUUCUCGGUAGUCUCGGAUAGGUUCAAAUGGCGAAUGCCGACGAUAGUUGUACCGCAGAUCGCUGUGGUCGUGGCGUACGCCAUUCUGUCCGCGAAAGCUGCCGAGAUCAAGCAAAAUAUCGCGGUGUGCUAUUUUGCAGUAUGCCUGGCUUGUUUUGGGUUGUACCCCAUCGGUCCUGGCGUACAAGCUUGGAAUAUGAACAAUCUCGCAGGCCCAGCCAAGAGAUCUAUAGGAAUCGGCUUCAUGACCGGCAUUGGCAACAUGGGUGGCAUCACCGGGUCCUUUAUAUUCAUCGAGAAGGAGGCGCCAAAGUAUCCGACUGGUUUCGGUAGCUCCCUGGCGUUUGCUGCGGCUGGCAUUGUAGCUUGCCUUCUACUCGAGUUUCUAUUGUGGAGAAGCAACAAGAAGAAUGCAGAGCUUUCCGAAGAUGAAGUCCGAGAAAGAUACACUGAUGAAGAGCUGGACCAGAUGGGCGACAAGAGCCCUCUGUUCAAGUACACCUUGUAA
Molecule: messenger RNA, 1551 nt
Organism: Aureobasidium namibiae CBS 147.97
Lineage: Eukaryota; Fungi; Ascomycota; Dothideomycetes; Dothideales; Saccotheciaceae
Product: MFS general substrate transporter
Exons: 7
Coding region: 1-1551 (516 amino acids)
Biological process (GO): transmembrane transport
Cellular component (GO): membrane
Molecular function (GO): transmembrane transporter activity
Source: RefSeq, a predicted model, not a curated record